Molecule: messenger RNA, 5412 nt
Organism: Sceloporus undulatus (fence lizard)
Lineage: Eukaryota; Metazoa; Chordata; Lepidosauria; Squamata; Phrynosomatidae
Gene: PLEKHF2
Product: pleckstrin homology and FYVE domain containing 2
Exons: 2
Coding region: 1454-2203 (249 amino acids)
Molecular function (GO): metal ion binding; phosphatidylinositol binding
Source: RefSeq, a predicted model, not a curated record
AUUUUGGCAGUCUGUAACAGGCCUAUGUCUUUGAAUUUUGUUAGACUAUGUAAGUGUUCACCAGUUUUGUGAGAUAUCAUUGCAUAGUAAGGUACUAUUGCUACCACUGGUAGAGAAACAACAGCCUUAGAAGCAGGGCUGGUUUGUUUUUUAUCCACUUCCAUUCCCCAGCAAGAAGAGACAUGUUCUGAGUCUGGCUUUGGUAAUAUCAGCAGGACCCUUUAGGGUGGCUGAUCACCUAAUUUGUAGAGGAAAGUAGGGCUCCUCCACAAAGGCCAUAUAUAGACUCCUUACUCCUUUUCUGAGUUCCCCUCUCCCUUUUUUUUAGUGCUACUCUUUUCAAAUUGAAUAUGUCAAAUAUCCUCUAAAAAAGUAGAUGAUGCAGUUAUAACUGUCCAUAUAACUUAGUAUCAGCCUGAUUGUUGCAGAUUUAUUAAUAUCAUUUGUUUGUGUCACAUGUGCAAUGUGAACAUAAGAGAAAGUGGUCUCUUUCCAUUUACAGGAAACUUGUUUACAUUCUUUGCCUUUAGGCAAUUCUUUAGGAGACUAAAGCUGUUUUUGAUCCUGUAAAGUAGGUACAGUGUCCUCCUCAUAGGAUUUCUUUGAAAGCUGAAAUGCAAGUUUUUUUCUCUUUGACUAGUGCUGAUUUUUAAAGAGAAAUAUCAGCGCUGCUUACUGCUUUUCCUGUCAUGAACAUGUAUUUUAUAAACAUCAGCUUCAGGAAAAUGUGUUUUUGGAAAUAUGGACAGCUUUUAACAGUGUUUUGCCUAGCCCAUGUUCCUAUUCUAUGUACCGUAUGACCUCAUGUAUAUGUUGAGGGCAAGUUUUGGAGCCAAAAUUAUGGAUUUUGAUAGGAUGUAUGGAUAAGUCGCGGGUAAAACUUAAGGACAUGUAGCAGGGGAUCUAAAAGACAAAGCAAAGAAAAAUGAUGCCAAACAGAACCACUAUUUUCCCACCUAGGCUUUAAAAAAAGCCAGAAACAUAGCAGCAAUGGAAGGAGCAGAGGAGGCUGGUGCUUCUUUUAGGUUCUCCCAGCUCUUGCCGUUCACUACUCCAAGAAGGGGAUAGUUAAAGUACAGUACAUAAACUGACUCAUGGAUAAGUUGACCCAAAUCUUUUUUUUUUUUACUAAACUUUUUAGACUUAUACAUGAGUAUAUAUAGUACUUCCUCCAAUUUGGCCUUCUUUUUUCUUACUUUUCUUUUUUUCUUUGUAUAAAUGCAAUUUUUAAAAAGAGCAAUAAUUCUUUCCAUUGUCAGUCCAUACAGUUACUUAGACUUGCCCACUACAUGAAUGAUUGUCCCUUCUUUUUGCUCCUGUCCUGCUUAAAUGUUUUUAGCUCUACCUUUUUCCUGUAUUGGGACAAGGCAAGUUAACCUGAAUUACACUUCACUAUAUAUAGUGAAUAUGUUGUGAAUUUUUAGCAAUGUAGAUAUAAGAAUUCUAAUGAAAGAUGGUGGAUCGCUUGGCAAACAGUGAAGCAAAUACAAGACGAAUAAGCAUAGUGGAAAACUGCUUUGGAGCUGCUGGACAACCUUUAACUAUUCCUGGCCGUGUACUAAUUGGUGAAGGAGUACUAACAAAGUUGUGUAGGAAGAAGCCCAAAGCCCGGCAGUUUUUCUUAUUCAAUGAUAUUCUUGUGUAUGGUAAUAUUGUCAUCCAGAAGAAGAAAUAUAACAAACAGCACAUCAUUCCACUGGAAAAUGUAACUAUUGAGUCUAUCCAGGAUGAAGGGGAUCUCCGGAACGGAUGGCUUAUCAAGACCCCCACUAAAUCAUUUGCAGUUUAUGCUGCCACAGCCACAGAAAAAUCUGAAUGGAUGAACCAUAUAAAUAAAUGUGUCUCUGAUUUGCUUUCUAAAAGUGGGAAGACUCCCAGUAACGAACAUGCAGCUGUGUGGGUACCUGAUUCCGAAGCCACUGUUUGUAUGCGCUGUCAGAAAGCAAAAUUUACUCCUGUCAAUCGUCGUCACCACUGCCGAAAAUGUGGGUUUGUUGUAUGUGGGCCUUGUUCUGAAAAGAGGUUUCUUAUACCUAGUCAGUCUUCUAAGCCUGUGCGAAUCUGCGAUUUCUGCUAUGGCCUCCUUUCCACAGGAGAGAUGUCUGCAUGCCAGUCCACAAGAUCAGACUCUUAUAGCCCAUCACCGAAACCUCCUUUAAAUGAUACAUCAGAUGAUGAUGAUGAUGAUGACAGCAGUGACUAAGUAAUGAAAGAGAAUAUUACAACUGGCAUUUGAACCUGAGUCGUUGUACAAGGAAACCUCUAGUUGCAGGCUCUUCUGAGAGGCCAGCCUAGCCAUAAAAUUUGCCUGAAAAACCUUUAACUCGAAUGUGCCUCAAUAUCAAUAUCUCCUAGAAUCUAGCAUUACUUUUUUCUCCAGGGACAGACUGUUGUGAAUAAAUCAUUUUCCAGCUUUGUAUACUUGAUUUCCUCUGUAGGGGUGAGUUAAUUGUCUUUUCCUUCCCCCUUCUUCCCAGUGGAGGAACUGAAAAUCAAGCACAAAUUUUGUUUUCUUUUUCUACCAACAAUCAAUCCCUUGUUGUUUGUUGAUGUUAUCUUAUGGCUUCUUUUUAAUACUGGGAUGUGGAACUAAGCCUGCUUGAAACUGUGGUAUUUUGGUUAGCACAUUAAAUAGGACAUCUUAAUCAGACUUUGAAACUGAUACUAUACUAUGAUCCUUUGUAAAAUAAAUGCAUACUGUAUUUCAGUAACAUUUAAAAACAUUAUGCAAGAUUUCAUACACCAAGCAGUGCCUUGUAAUGACUGCACUGUUGCAGGAAGAAACUAACAUGUUUUUACCCUCUGGCAUGCAGCCAACUAAAAUAUUGUUGGUGCUAUUGACAAUAAUUGCUGUUGUAUAACUAACAUUUGAGUAGUAGGGACUGUGAGCAUAGUGCUGCAAUUUGCAUUCUUCACUAGUCUCUUGCACACAUUUUUUUAAAUUAGGAUGUUGUAUAUGAACAGAUGCUGCACUGUUGUGGAGUCCCUAUUAUGAGCUCCCCUUAAAUGUGGCACAUCCACAAUAGGAACAAAACUGCUGUGCUUGGUGACUUCUAAGAAAGUAGAUCUUCUUCAAGUAGAUCUGAUAUUUUGAUACUUUAAAAAUUGUGUAAGAUUAUUAAAUGUUUAUAGCUAUCAGGUGUUAGUAACUGAGAACUAUAUUGUUUUGGAUCAUGGUAUUUGCUGUAAUGUUUUUUGAUUUCAUAUUUAUAAAAUUUAAUUUGUCAGAUCUGUCACUAAAUUUUUAAACUUGAGGAAUGGAUAUUUUAAGUAACCAGAAUGUGUUUUUAAAGCACAACAACAUGAAAAAAAAUGUCCCAAUCAUCCAGCCGAAAAAGAUAUCUUCAAAAAGUCCAUCCCUUGUACACAGCUGACCUCAAGAUAGUAAUUAACUGCAGGUGACUUCACAUAAAUCCAGGACCAGGACAAAUUGUGUAAAAGUGUUUUCAAUAAAAUAUUUACUUUUUACUUUUAACAACAUUCUUUUCUAUGAUGGCGUCAAUUUUAGAGAAAUGUCAAAUUUAGCUCUGUGAAGUUUUGUAAAACCCUGAUGCAUAUCUAUAUUUUUAUAUAACUUGUAUUCAGUCAGUUUAUGUAGAAGUUCUCUGAGAUAACUGCGCAGGAAAACAGGAAUUAGCAUCUGAAAGUUUAUAAAAAGUAUUGAAUAUUGUUUGUACAAAAAAUGUUAUAGUAUAUAGACAGUUUCUGCACUGUUUGCCUCAUCUGGCAGUAAUUUGGCUCUAUUUAUUGAAUAAACAGUCAAUUCUGCAUCUUGCAUUAGUCUCCCAGUCUGUACUCUGGCUGCUUUAGUACAGAUGUCAAUGUUGGGGAAAAGUGAGGUGAUUUUAUUGGUGAUGUGAAAGCAUUUCCAUUUACUUUGGGAGUACCUUGGGAAAAGGUUUGCGCUGAUUGUGCAGCAGCAGUACCCAAUAGAUUAUGCCUGCUCAGAGCAGUAGGGCAUAAAUCCAGUUGUUUUUUGCCAAGUAGAUUAGACACUUGGAAUGAUGUCAAGACUUAUUAAAAUUUUUGCUGGGUCUAAGAACUGGUUUUUAGAUCUGACUUUCUAGCUGAAAUUCAAUAAACCUGCACAGUAUUGAGGGACUUGUACAUUCAUUCACAUGGAGGCUCAGAGAGGAAUACAUUUGCCUACAUUUUUGGACAACUCAUGGACCUCCACAUCUCUCUCAUAUGCUCUUUCAAUUCCCAAAUUCAGACUGAGUUUGUGGAUUUGGAAAGACAGUGAUUUAAAAAUUCCACCUAGAGUGUCAUUAAAAUGCUGUAACUGAGUUUACCAUUUUACAGUAUGUUAGAAGAUACACAUAACAAAAUCUAGAUCAUGGUAGAGCAUUACAGCAAUUUUGGCCUUGCACACUUUUCUUUCUCCACCAAGCAUUUGUGAAUUGACUGGAAGGUCUUUUUAACUUACAUGAGUUAGAGUGCUGUUUUAUUCUCAAACUUUGAUUAAUCUCAAGCAUGGUUAGUUGAAACAAGCAGCUUUCAUAAAUUCGGUUUUGAAGUUUUUCCCCCCAACAAAACAUAGUUAAAAUUAGCCACAGUUUGUCAAGGUUCAGGUGACACAGCAACUUGUGGUUAAUAUAAGUUCAAAUGUAAGCUGCUAAAUAUCUUGCGGUUGUGAUAGCAGGAAAUAUGUCAGCUUGAACCUUACUGAGGCUCACUGUGAUGUAUUAGGCAUUUUGUCAGGGUAGUGCCUUUGCUUUGCUUUGCUUUGCUUUACAGCAGCCAUAGAAGACUGUGUUAAAGUCAUUGGCCACGAAAACUAAAAACAAAUGAACCAAUAAUGUGUCAUUGAUGUUUGGAAGCAGAUGAUUUUUAAAGAGAACCCAAGGAUGCAGUAUUUUUUGUGCUUCUUUGGAAGAGGUCCACAGAUAUCAUUGAGACUUUUCAUCCAUUAGCAUUGGUAGGAGUUGGCUAUAAGUGGAGUUAGUUUCUUUUGCUGAAGGGCUAAUUUGACGACCUUCCCUUAACCAUAUCACAGAUAUAACUAUAAGAUAUGAAAUAUGUUGACAUAGUUCCACUUUCCUAUCUUUUCUUUGCAAAAGACUGCAUGUUCAGUAUUGAAUGGCAUACUUGUAGUUGCUCAGAUAUCUUCUAAUGCUGCACAAAUCCUUUAACACUUUCUGCUUGCAAGAAAAUUAUUAUUUGUCAUCAUGCUCUGCCUAUCAACCUCUUGUCUCCAUUAUUAUCUGUGAAUGAAAUUCACAUUAUGCUGCAAUUGAUCCUUAAAGCUGUUACCAAAUUGACAUAGGACAAAAAGAAUCCUAGGAACAGGAUUGUGAAAAUAGGUUACCACUUCUGUGGUACUGCACAGAAUUUUUUAAUGUAAGAUAAAUGUUUGUCUUUGGUGUUAGUCAAACUUUUAAAAGGGCUUAAUAAAUGGUUUUGUAACUUGAA